Molecule: messenger RNA, 5040 nt
Organism: Letharia columbiana
Lineage: Eukaryota; Fungi; Ascomycota; Lecanoromycetes; Lecanorales; Parmeliaceae
Exons: 4
Coding region: 1-5040 (1679 amino acids)
Biological process (GO): regulation of cell shape
Molecular function (GO): protein binding
Source: RefSeq, a predicted model, not a curated record
AUGUCAUUUCUAUUCGGCAAAAAGAGCAAGGAGGGGAAAGGUCAGACUGCGCCUAUUCAGAGACCCCAGGAUAUACAGACCGCGCCAGGAUCAGGCACCUCGAUACCCACAGUCAAUGGUUUGAGGCCAAAAGAACGAGGGGCUGGGAUACAGUCUCCAACGCCAGGUGCAGGUGCUGGUGCAGGCGCCAACAUCUCCGCCAAUCCGAUCGAAAAUGGAAAUACUUCAAGUCCGGAGCAUGGACAAGGUCAACGCGGACGACAAGAUUCAGAUUUAUCGCGUGGCCCACGGCCUGUCCCCAAUGGGCCCCCUCCAGGUGUCAGCCCAGCAGCGCUAUACCCCUGGUCUCAACGACAACUCACCUUCCCAUCGUCUCAGCCAAAUCCAUUCCCUAGAUAUGGUGCGGCGGUCAAUGCUACCUCGUCCAAGGAAGGAGACAUAUAUCUGAUGGGUGGACUUGUCAAUGGGACGACUGUCAAGGGCGAUCUAUGGAUGAUUGAGUCUGGGGGCAGUAAUCUUGCAUGUUAUCUGGUCGGAACCACCUUCGAAGGUCCGGGUCCACGUGUUGGCCAUGCAAGUUUGCUAGUCGGAAAUGCAUUUAUUGUUUUCGGUGGCGACACCAAAAUGGAUGAGCGGGACAAGCUAGAUGACACACUCUACUUGCUGAAUACCUCAACCCGCCAUUGGUCAAGAUCUAUGCCUCCAGGACAAAGACCAGCGGGUCGAUAUGGGCAUACACUGAACAUCCUGGGUUCGAAGAUCUACAUCUUCGGUGGACAAGUCGAGGGUUACUUCUUCAAUGACCUUCUUUGCUUCGAUUUGAACGCCUUGCAAAACGCCAAUAGUAAAUGGGAAAUGCUCAUUCAGACUAGCAACGAGGGUGGUCCUCCAGAAGGACAAAUACCCCCAGCUAGGACGAAUCACACUAUCGUGAGCUGGAACGAUAAGCUCUACUUAUUUGGUGGCACCAAUGGGACACAAUGGUUCAACGAUGUAUGGUCAUACGAUCCGAAAGUUGUUGCGUGGACUCAACUUGACUGCAUUGGCUAUAUACCCGCUCCACGUGAAGGGCAUUCAGCCGCGUUGGUCGACGAUGUCAUGUACAUAUUUGGAGGGCGUACUGAAGAAGGCACCGACUUGGGCGAUUUGGCGGCGUUCAGGAUCACUUCGCGGCGCUGGUACACCUUCCAGAAUAUGGGUCCAUCGCCGUCGCCACGAUCCGGCCACAGUAUGACUGCCUUUGGCAAAAAUAUUGUCGUCCUUGCCGGAGAACCAAGUUCUGCAGCCCGAGAUCCGAGCGAGUUGAGCAUGGUCUACGUGCUGAAUACAGCGAAAAUCAGGUAUCCGAAUGAUCAGCAAAUUCAGAACACACCAGCCGGCGAGCGCGUACCGGGAAAUCGCAGGCCUAGUCAGGAGAGAGGAACGGGCCUUCCCAAUCGGGGGAUCAACGCUCCGAAUGGCGCUCCAGAAGGUCUUAACAGAAAAUUCAGCGGCUCGCGAGAAAGUAUGGCUGGCGGAUCCCGUGGACCAGCAAUAGGACCGGGACCGGGACCCGGACCAGGGGGGCGGGGCCAAGAUAUGAGCAUGGCAAAUGGUCCCUCUCCGCCUGGUGGGGGAUCUCGACUUCCUCGCGCUUCAAUAGCACAAGCGCCUUCGGGGCCGCCUCCGCAGCAGCAACCUCCACCACCACGAGCAAAUGGAAUCAUGUCGCCCAACAAUGGAGCUAGAAGCAGAACCCCUACCAGAGAAAACCGUGGCUUCGGUCCACCUGUCGAUACUGGCCGAGGACCGUCCUUCGAGAAAGAGAAUGUGACCCCACCGAUAGUAUCACCGGUAGGACGAGAGGGGCCGAGACAAGGCCCAACCGCUCGUUCUAUGAGUCCUGUGAUCAACGGACGCCGCACGCCGACACAACAGUCUGGACAGCAAUCAAUGCAGCAGCCUCCACGAUUUGCAGACCAGGCAGCCGACUAUGAUGAGCCCCAGAAGUAUGAUCCGUCAUUUGGGAUAUUAGGAUCGCGCCAAGCUGUUCAAGAACCUUCUCUAGAUGAAAGCGAUCGAUUCCCGUCUGCUGGCCCACACCAGCAGCGAUCCUUCAACGAUCCAUACGAUGAGCCUAACGACGUUUCUAUGAGGAACAACAGAGUUCAACGAGAUGAUUCGAUUCCACGUCAGCAGCUGGAGCAGCUCGAGAACCAGCAUCAAGGUCUACAGAGCCAGUUCGAGGGUCUUGAGAAUCAGCAUCAAGGUCUCCGAAGCGAGUAUCAGGGCCUCCGAAGCGAGCAUCAGGAUCUUCAAAACGAGCAUCAGGAUCUUCAAAGCGAGCAUCAAGGCCUUCAAAGCGAACAUCAAGGCCUCCAAAGCGAACAUCAAGGCCUCCAAAGCGAACAUCAAGGCCUCCAAAGCGAACAUCAAGGCCUCCAAAGCGAACAUCAAGGCCUCCAAAGCGAGCAUCAAGGUCUGCAAACUCAACAACAAGAUCUGAUGCAAGCAUUGGAAGCAGCAAAGAGCCGCAACGCCUGGUAUGCGUCCGAAAUGGCUCUAGCGCGCCAGGCCGGAUACCAGCCGAAUAACUCCGGGAGCCCACUUGACGAAAAGGCUGCUCAAUCAUUUGGCGACGAUGAUAAACCGCUCUUGGAGGCGUUGAUAGCUGUGCGCGCGCAGCUCGCUGAAGUGCAAAGCAAUUUAGAGUCCCGUGAGGAUGCCGCAGCGCAAGAGGUUGCGGCAGCAGAGCAGCAACGAGACACUGCAAUUCGCGAAGCCGCCUACGCCAAAGCCAGGCUUGCAGCCCAUGGUGGUAGUCAUGUUGGAACGCCGCAAUCCGACGCAGCGUCUCGAGACCUAGGCCCCGAUGAUCGAUCGAGUGACAUUGCUCGAAAGUUGGCUGUGGCAUUGGCAGCUCAGAACGAGCUACGUGUCACAGUUGCUGCUAUGACCAAUGCAAUUCAUAGUGAGAGACAGGCAAGAGAAGCAGCCGAAGGUACUGCUGAUGCUGCGCAGAAACGCGCAGCAGAAUUCGACCGAGCUCGCAACCCUGGAGAGCUUGAGAGCUUGAGAAGCGAGCUUCAUCAGGUCGGAAAGACUGCUCGAGAGGAAUCAGCGGCGAAGUUCGAGGCACACUCUAAAGUGCAGCUGCUUGCGGUCGAUAAGGAGGACCUGGAGCGAAAGCUAGGUGAAGCCUUGGAAAACACCAAGCAGCACAGCAUUACUGUUGUAUCGCUUCGAGAAGCCGUCACAGCUUCAACGGACAAGGCUUCCCUGCUUGAGAAGAAGCUUAACGACGAACGGAGACAAAGAGAGCUUGUGGAUCAAAAGCUGCUACAGCUACGCGCGGAGCACGAAGAGCGGACCGCGGAACUCGACGAUACCACACGCAAGCUUCGUGACGCUGAAGAAAUGGCCAGUGCUAAUGCUGCUGAGGCAAAGACUCAUCGCCAAGCUAUGGUCGCCGGUCUUGACAAAUUGAAUAGCCGGAGUGUGGCGGGUCAAAACAUGCCAAUUGAGGAUGAGCGCGUACCGAUACUGAAGGAACAGGUUGAGAAUGCUCAUGCUCUGGUUAGGAAGAACCAAGCAGCGGCCGACGACGCAGCAGAAAAGCUCCGACGAGCAGAGGAGAGAAUCGCAGGUUUGGAAGCCUAUCAAGAGCAAUCCAGCCGCGACAGUCUUGCUGUGCGCAAGCAGCUGCAAGAUACUGUUCGAGAAUUAAUAGCAUCGCAAUCUCAGUAUGGCGCCGUGCAGCGGCAAUUGGAGUCCCACCAGCGAGAUGCAAGCGCGUUGUCCGUACAGCACAGCGCCCUCAAGGAGCUAUUGGAUGAAAGAGGCAUCUCCUCAGAAAAUGGCAGAUCUAGAUCAAGGAAUCUGGAUAGUCCAGCAUACCGUCUCGAUACGCCAGACAACACCCGCCUUAGAGAGCUUGAGCAGGAACUGGAGGUCAGCAGACAAGCCCACCAAGAGACCAAGUCAUUAGUAGAAUCGAGAGAGCUACAAGCCGAUAAGACGUACCGUGAGAAGCUAGAGCUUCUUGAGAACGACUACCAGUCUGCGGUGCAUUACGUCAAGGGCACCGAGAAGAUGCUUAAGCGUAUGAAGGAUGAGCUCACCAAAUACAAGAAGCAAAACGAGCGUCUGCAGAGCGAACUCGAUGUGGCUCAACGUUCCCAAUCAGAGCGAUCAAUGGGCCCAGAGGCAGCUGCCGAAUGGGAGCAAGAACGCCACUCCCUCCAGAAAGAGAUCGAAGAGAUACAGAGAAGUGUCAAGGAUUCGCACUCUCAGCUCGAGGCCCAGAUGGCGCAAGUCCGGUCCGAGCUCUACGCUGCUCAGCAGGAACGUGACCAUUACCGCCAGAACAACGAACAAGCCCAAGAACAACUUGCACACACUACACAACAAGCGCGCUCCGAGCUCGACCAACUCAAGAACGAGAACUCCAUGCUCGAAACGCGCGCCCUAGACGCCGAACAGAAAGUCACCCUCCUCCUCGACCAGGUCGGCACCUCCGUUGGUAACUACAGACGCCAGUCCCAACAACUCAACGGCCAUGGCCACGCCCGCGGCCUCAGCAACGUCAGCACCACCUCCACCAAUCCUCCCACCAACUUCAGAGGCGGCCACUCCUACACGAACAGCGCGGACCCCAGCAUCAUUUCUGCCAGCGGCAAUACCGAAAACAACCGCAACUCCGUCGCCCUCGACAGCCUAGCCUCUGAACUCGAAACCCUCCGCUCCCACUGGGCAGAUACGCAUCGCACCUACCGUCUCAGCAACCAAUUCGACUUUGAGCGCUCGACGCCUAACAGUGCGGUAGGCCAGGGAAACAUGAGCGAUAGUCUGGCGAAUUGGCGCAAGAGGCUGGAUGCCGAAGAGGCGCAGAAGGGGCGUGGUCUAAGGGAUAGCUCGGAGUCUGAGCCGGAUCAUCUCAGAGAGAGCGGUGUCAUUCGACCACAUGAGAAGAUGCCUGGGGGCUUGGCUGGCAUCAGCAGUAGUGAGGAUGAAGAGGAAGAAGAACGACGAGAGGGCCGUAGCAAAAGCUACGUUAUCUGA